AUGACCGAUCUUCAUCAGGUCGCGAAGUCCUUGAGAAUCGGUACGGAAUGGGUCCUGGCGGUUCGCUGGUAUAAUAAGCAGGAGCGAGGCAGGGCCACUAGCGUCGACGACGGGCGAUGUGUCAUCACCAAGAAGCAAGAGGAUAGACUGAACGAGUUCAUCAAGGGCGAGCACGAGGCGGGACGUCAGGUCUUUCGCCGAACCGUCAUAGAUUACUUGGAGUGUUCGUACGGAUUAGAGAUGUCGAAUCGUGCCGUGGGAGGGUUGCUGCAGUGCCUUGUCUUGAAGCGCCGUACGGGGGGGAUCAAAAUACCUCCGUUGAACGAGGAGAGGAAAAACCGCAUCCGUCUCUUUCUUGUUGAGAUGAACCUCGCGAAGAGGGUCGAGGACGCUGGGGUCGCAGUCAUUGUGUCCAUAGAUGAGAGCUUUGUUCACCACGCGCAUGGUUCCGCGUACUCGUGUUACUUUCCUUCUGACGAUAAGGGGGUCGUGCAGGAUGGGAUAGGCCGUACAACGGGGAAAGGUUUGCGUAUAUUCAUGGUGGAUGCAAUCACGGUGCACAGGCCCUCGGCCGAGCUAAAGGAGGGAUUUCCUAUCCGUGAGGGUUGGUUCAAGGCUAAAGAAAAUCGUGCGAAGAAGAUGAAGCCUGCGGAGGCGGAUUUCGAAACGUCAGAUGAGCAGACAGCAGAACUUCUGUGGCAGGCCAAGUUGGCAACUGGAAAUCAUCAUAACGCCAUGAUGGAUGGGAUGUUCAUGCAGUGGUUGAAGCACCGACUUACCCUGGCCUUCGAUGCGCAGUUCAAGAACAACAAGAUGUUUCUCGUUCUCGAUAGCGCCUCAUACCACCACUACUUUGACGAGGAGCUCAAGGUGCCCAAAACCAACAGUAAGAAGUACAACGUCGAACUCUUGCGUAAGUACGGUUGCAGGUCGUUCAAGGUGACGCGUGAAUCGAAGGGUAAGGCUGCUGAGGACAACUUCGAGGUGCCGGUGCAGGGGUUGUUAUCCAAUGCGAACCGCAAGAACAGCGUCAGCAAAGUAGAGAUAGCCUCCGUCACUCGGACGUACUUCAGAAAGAAUUUCCCACAACAGCUCGAGGAAAAGGCUGAGACGUACAUGAGGGAGAAGGGGUUGGGAGGGGGGGCGGGGGGUGUACUCAUAGUCGUGCAUGCCGUAGUCAUGAGACCAUUGACCUCGCAUCCCUGCAAAGCCGGGACGGAGCACGCCGGGUUCUCACUGGACCAGGCUCUCACAUCGCCAAGCGCGAAGCGCCGUGAGGGGCGGGACAUGUUGGAUAUCUCGAAGCAAAUCCGUCUCGGUUGGUAUGGAGAACCGGAAUGGGACGGUCAGGAGGGAGGGUGGAAGGCAGCCAAUUGUGGGAAGUUGGAGCAUGCUAUUUACAAGAUGAACAAGUGGAUCGGCCUGUAUGGUGGAAACCUGAGCGGUACGAUAGAUGGCCUGGAGUAUUCAGUGGCAGAUUACCAAGAGGCUAUGGCCGAGGAUGAGAUAGAGGAUGGGGUGGAGGAGCAGACGGAUGAGUGGCUGGGUGAGGACGCGGAAGAUGCCAUUUAG
Ectocarpus sp. CCAP 1310/34 is the source of this 1572-nucleotide messenger RNA. NCBI's taxonomy places the organism in Eukaryota, Phaeophyceae, Ectocarpales, Ectocarpaceae. The record is from the annotation of a GenBank genome assembly.